Messenger RNA from Thalassophryne amazonica, 2012 nucleotides. RefSeq names its product FYN proto-oncogene, Src family tyrosine kinase b (gene fynb). Gene Ontology annotation, molecular function: ATP binding; signaling receptor binding; non-membrane spanning protein tyrosine kinase activity. Gene Ontology annotation, biological process: innate immune response; cell differentiation; T cell receptor signaling pathway. Gene Ontology annotation, cellular component: extrinsic component of cytoplasmic side of plasma membrane. The record is from RefSeq and is a predicted model, not a curated record. The transcript is spliced from 14 exons. NCBI's taxonomy places the organism in Eukaryota, Metazoa, Chordata, Actinopteri, Batrachoidiformes, Batrachoididae. Bases 206 to 1975 code for a protein of 589 amino acids.
UCAGUGGCUACGACAGCGCGAGGAGCGCGAGCUGUGUGUCUUUUAUUUUUUUUAUAUCGCGGUGCCAUCAUUCGGUUUAACAUGGACCUGGAGCUCAGUGCCGCGGACUGUUAGACGGUUCCGAACCGGGCUUCUGUUUUUGAGGCACACAGAGAAAUGUGGAGGAACUGAAGGUCCUGAUAGGCUGAAAACCAGAGAUUAGAUAAUGGGCUGUGUGCAAUGCAAGGAUAAAGAAGCAACCAAACUCACAGACGAGCGAGACACCAGCAUCUCUCAGAGCGCCGGCUACCGUUAUGGCGCCGACCCCACGCCGCAGCAUUACCCCAGCUUUGGGGUCACCGCCAUUCCCAACUACAACAACUUCCACACACCCGUCGGACAGGGGAUGACCGUCUUUGGAGGUGUCAUCACAUCCACUCACACGGGAACCCUGAGGACUCGUGGAGGGACAGGGGUCACCCUCUUUGUGGCACUUUAUGACUAUGAAGCACGAACAGAAGACGACCUCAGCUUCAGGAAAGGAGAAAAGUUCCAGAUUAUCAACAGCACUGAAGGUGAUUGGUGGGACGCUCGCUCGCUCACCACCGGCGGCAGCGGCUACAUUCCCAGUAAUUACGUGGCUCCGGUGGACUCCAUCCAGGCUGAGGACUGGUACUUUGGUAAACUGGGUCGAAAGGAUGCAGAGAGGCAGCUGCUUUCCAUCGGGAACCCCCGUGGCACCUACCUGAUCCGGGAGAGCGAAACCACGAAAGGCGCCUUCUCCUUGUCGAUACGGGACUGGGACGAUACAAAAGGCGACCACGUCAAGCACUAUAAGAUCCGCAAGCUGGACAGCGGCGGCUACUACAUCACCACCAGGGCUCAGUUUGACACGUUGCAGCAGCUGGUUCAGCACUACUCAGACCGAGCCGCUGGGCUCUGCUGCCGCCUGGUGGUGCCGUGUCACAAAGGGAUGCCCCGGCUUGCUGACCUGUCUGUCAAAACCAAAGACGUGUGGGAGAUUCCGCGGGAGUCCCUGCAGCUGAUCAAACGUCUCGGGAACGGGCAGUUUGGGGAGGUCUGGAUGGAGAGUGCGGAUGGUUUGUGCUUUAAUUUAACGGGCGUGUGUGUGAACUACAUCCCCGACACUCUGGGCUUGAGUCAUGAUGCCUGGGAGAUCAGCAGAGAUGCACUAGAGUUGGACCUAAAGCUGGGGACGGGAUGUUUUGCUGAUGUGUGGUAUGGCACGUGGAACGGCACCACCAAGGUGGCGGUGAAGACUCUGAAGCCUGGCACCAUGUCCCCGGAGUCCUUCCUGGAGGAGGCUCAGAUCAUGAAGAAGCUUCGCCACGACAAGCUGGUGCAGCUGUACGCAGUGGUGUCGGAGGAGCCCAUCUACAUCGUCACGGAGUACAUGGGAAAAGGAAGCUUACUGGACUUCUUGAAGGAUGGAGAAGGACGAAGCUUGAAGCUGCCAAACCUGGUGGAUAUGGCUGCACAGGUGGCAGCGGGCAUGGCGUACAUCGAGAGGAUGACCUACAUCCACAGAGACCUGCGAUCUGCCAACAUCCUGGUCGGAGACAACCUGGUGUGCAAGAUCGCUGACUUCGGCCUGGCCAGGCUCAUCGAAGACAACGAGUACACGGCUCGACAAGGUGCAAAGUUCCCCAUCAAGUGGACCGCCCCAGAGGCCGCGUUGUACGGGAAGUUCACCAUCAAGUCGGACGUGUGGUCCUUUGGCAUCUUGCUAACAGAGCUGGUCACUAAAGGCCGGGUGCCUUAUCCAGGCAUGAAUAACCGCGAGGUUCUGGAGCAGGUGGAGCGAGGCUACAGGAUGCCGUCUCCGCAGGACUGUCCCGUCUCACUGCAUGAGCUCAUGCUGCAGUGCUGGAAGAAGGACGCCGAGGAGCGGCCCACCUUCGAGUACCUUCAGGCCUUCUUGGAGGACUACUUCACAGCCACCGAGCCUCAGUACCAGCCUGGGGACAACUUGUAAAUCCCUGCAGGCCACGUACGGUCCACAGGACUGCUGG